UGGAGGCGAGGCAGCUGCGAGCAGAGUCUCCUCCCACCGACGCUCCCGCUCCGCAAUCCUCUCGCUCUGCGCAUCCAGCUCCAAGUCUUUGUUGGAGCCCGGCGGGAGGAGGAGGCGGCGGUGGUGCUGAAGGAGCCGGCCCGAGCCGCACGCUGCUCAAAGUUAGCGGCAACUUCGCAGAGAAUGCGCCCAAAGUCCGCGAUUCUCUUGCUGCUGGCGGUGGGCGCGUCGGCAUCCUACGAAGCGGAGCAGAAUGACUCCGUCAGCCCCAGGAAGGCGAGGCUGGCCGCCCAGAACUCAGCGGAUGUCGUUCGAUGUCUGAACAGUGCCCUCCAGGUAGGAUGUGGUACAUUUGCUUGCCUGGAAAACUCUACCUGUGACACAGGUGGCAUGCAUGACAUCUGCAAAUCCUUUCUCUACAGUGCGGCUAAAUUUGACACUCAGGGGAAAGCAUUUGUGAAGGAGAGCUUGAAGUGCAUUGCCAACGGCAUCACCUCCAAGGUGUUCCUUGCCAUUCGGAGAUGCUCCACGUUCCAGCGGAUGAUUUCCGAGGUGCAAGAGGAAUGUUACAGCAAGUUGAAUAUAUGUGGCAUUGCAAAGAGGAACCCGGAAGCGAUUACAGAAGUGGUCCAGCUUCCAAAUCACUUUUCAAACAGGUAUUACAACAAACUUAUAAGAAGCCUAUUGGAAUGUGAUGAAGAGACUGUGGCUACCAUAAAAGACAGUUUGAUGGCAAAAAUCGGUCCGAACAUGGCCAGCCUCUUCCAUCUCCUGCAGACCGAUCACUGCGCCCAAAUCCACCCUAGGGCAGACUUCAGCCGGAGGCGUAUUGCUGAGCCUCAGAAGCUAAAAAUUUAUUUCAGGAAUCUCCGGGGUGAGGGCCCCGCUCCACCCCACAUGAAACGUACUUCUUCGGAAAGUGUGUAAUGUUGUGUGAUGGGGAGCGCAAGUGUGUAGGGAAUCCAAGCUCUACCAAAGUAGGAAACUUUACUCCACCCCCCCCUAGCAUUCAAUACACAUCAGCAAUGUACUGUAACUGAUCUUAAGAGCACUGAGCCAAUCUAAAAAAAAAAAGCAUGUGGCAUAGACCUCCUGGGACUGUACGACUUCAUUAUGUAGGUGAGAGAAUCGCAUAUGGAAAUACUCUCCUAUAUCACUUUCCAGAGUCAUUUGGAUGGGGCAGUAUAUGAAUUAAAGAAAUAACUGCAUGCAUGCACACACACACACACACCUCUGUACUUUAAAAAGGGAAAAUCCUUGGCAUAUCCAAAAAGCCUAGGCUAGAAGCAUUUUCCUUGAUAUCCUCGUUUUCUGCAGGUAAUUUGAGGGGAGGUACGCAGGCGUGCAAUUCCUUACCUGCAUCCUGAAAUGGUACAGUCUCAUGGAGUCUGUUCCACAUGCUUGGGUUGAAUAUAUAGACUGGCCCUUAGAAACUGGUUUUAGAGUUGGGUUUAAAAUUUUCUGUCCCCCUCUUCAGACAAACUGCAUGGAACUAUGAUUUUGCUUGGGGAAGAGAUCCCCAGUGUCCUAGCUUCCUGCAACAGAAAUGCCCUCAUCUGUUCUUCUCCCCCCCCACCACCACCACCACACCCCCAGAUAUCGAAUGGACUUGGGCUUUUCAAUAGCAAUCUUAAUAGCACUUCUUCAGCAAACACCAAACUAUCACUGUACUGUAGCUAAAACACCUUUGCAGCCGGAAGGUAGUGGAACCAAAUGGAGAGGGGGUGGGGUCAAAAAGAAUCUCGUGCACAUUGUAGGGAUGGCGGCAGGACCCACUUCAUGAAGGGUGCUAGCACCAGACAAACGCAAGUAUCAAAGGUUAGCUCUUGGUCUCAGUGUUGUGGUCUCCCUUCUCUGAAGCAUGAGCUUCUGUUCGAGCAGGGGUUCUCAAUCUAGUCUCCAGAUGUUGGACUACAGCUCCCAUGGUACCCAGCCCCAAUGGCCAAUAGUCGGGGUGGUGGGAGUCGUAGUCUAACAGCUGGUGAACCACAGUUGUGCAGCCCAUGCUUAUUGGCUAGCAGUGGCACUGCAGUUGUGGGGAGGGGUGGGUGGCAGUGGCCCUUGGGAAAACUACACUUCCCAAGGGUGGUUGUGCAGCACUUUAGGUCCCAGAAAGCAGGGAGGAGGGAAAUCUUCACAUAGGUACACUGGAUGCUGCCUUCUACAGAGUCAGAUCACUGGUUGGUCUAGCUCAGUAUUGUCUACAGACUGGCAGCAGCUUCUCCAAGGUUGCAGACAGGAGUCUCUCUCAGCCCCUAUCUUGGAGAUGCUGCCUGGGAGGGAACCAUCCCCUAAAACAGGCCUGCUCAACUUUGGCCCUCCUGCAGAUGUUGGCCUACAACUCCCAUAAACCUUGAGUGUAGGCCACAGUGGCUGAGGACUAUGGGAGUUGUAGUCCAAAAACAGGAGCUGAGCAGCCCUGCCCUAAGAGGUAUAUCUUACAGUGUUCAUGCAAGUAGGCUCCCCUUCAAAUGCAAAUCAGGGCAGACCCUGCUUAGCAAAGGGGACAAUCCAUGCUUGCGACUACAAGACCAGCUCUCCUCCUUUCCUCUCUCUUCCUAUGGCCACAGUAGUCCCAUUCCCGGCCACCACCAACCACCCAGCCAGAAGAAGGGGGAAGGGGAGAAUAACCAAGCUUGGAUUUUAAACCAGGCCUGCCCCACUUUGGACCCCCCAGCCGUGUUUGGACUACAACUCCCAUAAUCCCCAGCCACAGUGUGCAAUUGCCAGGGAUCAUGGGAGUUGUAGGCCAGCAUCUGCAGGAGGGCUGAAGUGGAGCAGUCCUGUUUUAAACCAAGCCAAAGAUGACUUUGGGUGCUCCAAAUUCUUGCCACUUCUUUGGAGUAAGCAUCUUGUAUUCAAGCCUGGGUAUGGCAAGCUAUGCCAGUAUCUCUGCUUCUUGAUGUGCUGAAAAGCAUGCAUAAAAGAGUGAGCUCUGUGGGGAGCAUUUUCUUUACAUGGAGCUCCUGACUGCCAUCUGGAAUGAAGCGACCCAUAAUACAGGCUUGCUACCUCACUGAGACCUAGAAGCUCUCUCUUUCAUGAGCAUAAUGUUCUGCAGUCCUGGGACAUCUCUACAGUGUUUAAGAGGGGAUUGUGUUGGCGAACUAGAUGUGAGGGCUGGAAAGCACUUGCAUUGCUUCAGAGAAAGCGAAUAACCUUAUGUACUGUAUCUUCAGUCAAAGCUUUAAAGGAAUCUUUUUUGCAAACAGCAGCUGUCUUAAGAGCAGAAUCUCGAGCCUUGCUGUAAGGGUAGACCAUACUGCUCUAUCAAUCGUAUUGACGGUAUCAAUCGUACGCCUCUUUCAUGUACUGUAUAUACCUUCCAGAGGAGUCUGCUCGACAGAGCAGCGUAGAAUAACCUCGUAACGGGCAUCUAGUUUUGUAAUUUUAGCUGCUUCUCUGUGUGUUCCUAGACAAUGGUAGCUUUAGAAAUACGCGGACUCCAUUUAAAAGCAUGGCAACCAUCUGGUAAGGCAUUGGGAACUCUAGAAGUCUCUGCACCAGAGGGAUGGAAUUUCUGCUAAGCCCCGUUCUACAGGGUGCCAUGCUGUGAACAAUGAACUAGAAGCACCGUUCUAGAAGCACCAUUUCGCUACAAGGAGAGGCUGGCUGGGAACUGCAGGCUGCUCUGGAAAUUGGUGAGACGACUUCCACUUGGUUCUUACGGCUAAACUAGAGCAAACAUAAGAACACGGGAAGCUGCCUUCUGCCGAGUCAGACCACUGGUUCAGCUAGUUUAGCACUGUCUACACAGACUGGCAGCGGCUCUCCAAGGUUACGGGCAGGAGUCUUUCCCAGCCCUACUUGGAGAUGCUGCCAGGGAUGGAACCUGGUACCGUCUGCAUGCAGAUGCUUUUCUGCUGAGAUAUGGCCCCAUCCCAUCCUUCAUAGCAAUAUAGGCAGCUGCUACCUACUGCAAUGGACCAUUGGUCCAUCUAGAGCAGUAUGGUCUACCCCAGUGAUUCUCAGCAUUGGGUCCCCAGAUGUUAGUGGACUUCAACUCCCAUAAUCCCCAACCAAAGGCCACUGGGGCUGAGGAUUAUGGGUCUUGAAGUCCAAUAACAUCUGAGGACCCAACGUUGAGAAUCCCUGGUCUACGCUGACUGGCAAUGCCAGGGAGUAAACAUGGGGCCUUUUGCAUGCAGAUGCUCUUCCACUGGGCUGUGGAAAUGGAUGCUCUGCUGCUGCAUGUUGAGGCCCAUUUGGCCUAAUCCUGGUUAAAGUGACAGAGGAACAUAGCAAGCUGCCAUAUACUGAGUCAGACCAUUGUUCGGUCUAGCUCAGUAUUGUCUUCACAGACUGGCAGCAGCUUCUCCAAGGUUGCAGGCAGGAAUCUCUCUCAGCCCUAUCUUGGAGAUGCUGCCAGGGAGGGAACUUGGAACCCAGAUGCUUUUCCCAGAACAGCUCCAUCCCCUAAGGGGAAUAUCUUCGAGUGCUCACACUUCUAGUCUCCCAUUCAUAUGCAACCAGGGCAGACCCUGCUUAGCUAAGGGGACAAGUCAUGCUUGCUAGGCCUGUGGCUUUAAUAAAGGGAAGGGUGGUUGUUCAGAGGUCAAGCACAUUCUUUGAAGCGCCAAGGAAAGGAUCAAAUUGCAGAAAUGGUCUUGUAUGAGACCACAGCCAGCUGCUGCCCACCAGGGUGAACAACAGUGGAUUGAGCCAACCGACAGUCUGACUCGGUUUAAGGCAGCCUCAUGUAUCUCCCCGCAAUUUGACGUGGUCCAUUCCAAGGACAGUUUCAGCCUGUUUGCCUCGUUCAGGCCUUAACAGCUGCCCUACAGAGCUGCGUUUUGCAAUGCCCAUGCUUAACAAUAUAGUAUAGCAUCCAACUGGCACUUUAUGAAUUGUACUUGCCAAAAUAAGAAUUAGUCAAUGAGCCAGGCCCACAAAUUUUGGCCAUUGGUACCAUCUCUGGGGAUCGGUGGUGGAUUAAUGCGUAGGCAAAGCAGGCACUUGCCUACGGUGUCAAAUUUUGGGGAGCGGCAAAUUUGCCUAUGCAUUAAUCCGCCACUUGCACUUGGGUGGGGGCGGCCAGGAGAAAGUUCAAUCUACUUUGAAAACUGCUGUUAUGAGCUCCUAGUGCACCCGCCUGUCUCCCAGAUUAUGGCAGGUGGUUGGGCUGUCUUCAUACAUGCAUGUCGCAGGGGUGGUGGUGAGAGCUCCUCCCACUGGCCCACCUGCCUCCCAGAUGUCAGGUUGGAUUUUUGGGCCUCUGCGCAUGUGCAUACAAGGCCUGAAAUGGUCUGAAAAUGUCUUAGAAGUUGAUUUAACACCCACCCACCCCCUGCAAGCCCUUUACUUGUAAAGGGGAGCCCUUGCUGUGACCACAAAUCUCUAGUCGCCUAUGGGCGGCAAAUAGCUUAAUCUGCCCCUGCCAGGGAUAAAUUCUCAUAGUGUGUUCUGGCAACGUCUAUCCCUAGAGAUGGACAGUAGAUGCUUGCACUGACAGCUUCCUGUGUGUGAUCACCCCUUCUUUCUCGCUACCUCCCAGCCAUUUCUGUAAAAUUGCAGUCAUUUUUGCACAGAGGAAAAAGUUUGGAUAGCAAUGAGCAAAUGAGUGUACUAUCACCGUGGAGAAAUAUUUGGAGGACGCUCCUGCCAAUGUUCAUUGCCAUUCCUCUGACAACUUGGAUAAAAUGUUGUAGCGGUUCUUAUGUUUUUAAAACUUCUAAAACACCAGUGCAGAUUUGGCCACCGCUGGCCUGAUGGUCAGCACAGUAAAAGCAUAACACACGGAAAGUCUUGCAAUACUAUUGCCUGUUUUCCUUCUCUAGGGGUGUAGCCCUUUUUCAAAAAUCGCAAUGAGCGUUCACCCCAGAUGCUUUCGACAACUAGGGAUGUGCAAGCCAGCUCAAUUUGAACUACGGUUCAAAUUGAACUGGCCCAGUUCGGCUGGUCUGAAUUUGGGGGGUGCUGGUCCGAUUAUGAAGCGCACCAGUUG
Hemicordylus capensis (graceful crag lizard) is the source of this 5944-nucleotide messenger RNA. It is a transcript of the gene STC1, whose product is annotated as stanniocalcin 1. NCBI's taxonomy places the organism in Eukaryota, Metazoa, Chordata, Lepidosauria, Squamata, Cordylidae. Gene Ontology annotation, molecular function: hormone activity. The record is from RefSeq and is a predicted model, not a curated record. The transcript is spliced from 4 exons. Gene Ontology annotation, cellular component: extracellular region. Gene Ontology annotation, biological process: intracellular calcium ion homeostasis. The coding region runs from base 184 to 927 and encodes 247 amino acids.